AGACAGGCUGUCUCUGACCCCACUUGGUUUUACGCACUGCCUUUGAUGACUAGAAGCGCCGGAACAAGAGCGUAAAAACUUCCUAAAAGAAAAUAAUAAAGCAUAAAGUUAAACUCUAAACGACAAAAAAUAUAUAUAUUUCUGUGUUGGGAAGGAAUUUUCACAAAAAAUGUCAGUGGUGAGCGCUCUGCCUUUCCUCAAGCCCGGCCGCCAGCGCCGGCACACACUCCCGGCUAGCGAGUUCCGCUCGCUUAGCCCAGAGGACGCUAUCAGCGUGUUCGAAAUCGAGAGGGAAGCGUUCAUUUCUGUGUCAGGAGAGUGCCCGCUUCACCUUGACGAGGUGCGUCAUUUCCUCACUCUGUGCCCCGAGCUGUCCCUCGGCUGGUUCGAGGAGGGGCGACUGGUGGCUUUCAUCAUCGGAUCGCUGUGGGACCAGGAUAAGCUAAACGUGGAUGCGCUGACCUUGCACAAGCCCCACGGCACCACCGUGCACAUCCACGUGCUGGCGGUGCACCGCACCUUCCGGCAGCAGGGCAAGGGCUCCAUCCUGAUGUGGCGCUACCUGCAGUACCUGCGCUGCCUGCCCUACGUGCGCCGCGCCGUGCUCAUGUGCGAGGACUUCCUGGUGCCCUUCUACCACAAAUCCGGCUUCAAGGUGCUGGGGCCCUCGGACAUCACCGUGGGGCCCCUGACCUUCGUCGAGAUGCAUUACCCCGUGCGAGGCCACGCCUUCAUGCGACGCAACAGCGGCUGCUGAACGACACCCCCCCCCCACCACCACCACCCCGCCACGCCCCCCCCCCCCCCCGUCCGGGACCCGAUCCGCACGCGUCUCAAGGCGAACAGAGCGGGAGGAGACCGUGACUCAAUUUUGGGGAACGUACAGUCCGGGGAACGUACAGCUUCUUGUUGCCGUGGGCUACAGUAGUGUAUAUGUGUGUUUGUGUUUGUGUGUGUGUGUGGGGCUAGCUAUUUCUCGGUGUUGGGCAGUAGAGUAUGUCUUUAUGCCUUGUGGAUGUUACGGAAGUUAGAUGACCCCCCAACAGAGACAGGAAUGGCUCUUCCUAGCUCUUCACAUGUAUUAAAUUUGUUGCUGCUUCAUGCUGCUUAACUUAUCCCAUCACUAGGCAGUCCAGUUCCUCACCCAAUCAUAAUAAAGUAUCUUCAGUUUAUUCAUAAUAUUAGAGAUCCUCGUUACUCUGGGUAAUACUUAAAGGUAUAAAAGUAGUUAUUUCAUUAUUGUAUCAUAUAACAAUCUUUUUUUAUACGCACAAAAUUCUGUUUAUUUCCCCCCCCCCCCUCCAAAAUAUGUCCUUUAAAAAAUAAUUUUUUAAUUUAAAUUACAUUUUUAAUUAUUUUUUUAAAAUACUGUAGAUGUUAGGUGUGUCCUCAGGACAGGCAGGCAGUUGGGGCAGAACCAGGCUUUUUCAUACACGAGCCUUGUAUGCGCCUUUGUUUUCAGACGCACGGGGUCACCCAGCUUUUGUCCCCCUGUUCCCUUCCUGUAGCUGCUCUGGUUGUUGUGUAUUUAAUGCAAACAUUAAAGAGGAAUCAAGUUCACGUCCCCUUUCACUGUGGUCUCUUGUGAUCCAAGGAGCAAGGAAGGACACCGAGCGCCUGCCUGUGCUGGCAGAAGAGCUCAGGGGUUGGACUACGUGCUCAGGGCGAUUUCCUGAAAAACUGGACUUUUAAAAUGUUUUGUUUUUUCCCCCUCCCUUCCCCCCCAUCACAGCUGUUUUUGUUUGCAUGUCUUUUGUAUGUAAGCACUGGGUAGCCAGCUGAGCUGUAAAGUCGGGUGCAGAGGGUGUCAGGUUUUCCAAAAUGGCUUUCUGCUUCCUUCAUCAACAUUUGCUUUUCACUGCAGUUUUCAUUAUCCAUGUGAAAUGCAGACAACAAAAAAAAAAUGACUUCAGUUGGAUUAUUUGCCGUGUCUCUUUGUACUUUGACCGGGACAUGGGUAAGGCUGGCACAAGGAACAUCGUGCUCACCACUGAAGCAGCUCAAGAAGCAGACCUGGUGUUUAUACCGUAGUUUGAGAGCUUAAAGAAGCACAGUGACCAUUUUGUCUGAGUUUGUAGAUGCUACAAUGUAGUCGUCGUCGUAGGGCUUACAAGUGCAUCUGUUUAUUAACUGGGGAUUAUUUUGUAUGCGUUUGCUAUGCAAGGUUCAAAAUGAAAUUCAGUAGACCUAUACUCAUAAGCUCUUCAAAAUGAAUAGCAAGAACAAUCUGGAUUUGAGUAUUUUAUGGAGAAGAGAGAAAUCAGUGACUGGAGUGUGACUUCAGUCUUUUCUGUGAUCAGUUUUCCCAUGUGUUCUUUUCUGAUGAUGGUUUCCACCUGAUAACCCUUAUCCAACAUACCUAUAAGCUUCCCUUGCCUUUCCAGUAGAUAUCCUCCACCUCUACCUCCAGCGAGUCUUGAAUCAAGACAAAUACAUUUUAUAUAUUUUUUUUGUAAAUGGAAGAAUAAAGAACUUUAUUUUUUAAA
This is a messenger RNA of Anguilla rostrata (American eel), 2486 nucleotides long. RefSeq names its product arylalkylamine N-acetyltransferase 1 (gene aanat1). Gene Ontology annotation, cellular component: cytoplasm. Bases 170 to 757 code for a protein of 195 amino acids. Gene Ontology annotation, molecular function: aralkylamine N-acetyltransferase activity. The record is from RefSeq and is a predicted model, not a curated record. The transcript is spliced from 3 exons. Gene Ontology annotation, biological process: circadian rhythm; response to light stimulus. Lineage: Eukaryota; Metazoa; Chordata; Actinopteri; Anguilliformes; Anguillidae.